Purpureocillium takamizusanense is the source of this 834-nucleotide messenger RNA. RefSeq lists its product as uncharacterized. The record is from RefSeq and is a predicted model, not a curated record. The transcript has a single exon. Bases 1 to 834 code for a protein of 277 amino acids. Lineage: Eukaryota; Fungi; Ascomycota; Sordariomycetes; Hypocreales; Ophiocordycipitaceae.
AUGGGCCUGCACCUGCACCUGCUGGACCUGCCAGUGGAUAUUCUAUCCAUGAUCCUCGCGCCACUGCUCGUUUCCGACCAUCCGAUCAAGCUGUGCAACUGCGCCGAGGCCCUACCGCGGGACAUCAACCCACUGCCUGUGAUGCUCGCCCAUCCCGCCUUCUAUGCCAUCGCCAGCCCGCUCUUCUACGAGGGCAACGAGUUCGAACUGGACACGAGGGGAGAUCAUGGCCCUCACGUUCGGCGCUGCCUCCAGGGCGCAGCGGAUGCAGCUAUGAAACAGGAGCCCUUUCUACUCACGCAGGACGAUGAUGACGGCCCAUCCCUCAAUGCUUCAGUGAGGCGGAGGUCGCCAGUGGCAAGUAGUGUCCUUGUCGAGCGCGCUGCACUCCGCAAGGUGAAGCGCCUGCAUGUCUACGUUGAAAAGCUGCGGCAGUGGAUCGACGCCUUGCUUGUCCCGCUUUUGUCGGACAUGGUUCUCGCCGGCAACCUGGUGGCCCUGACGCUCGUUGUGCGUACCGCAUCUGGCAGAAACGUGGCGACACGACGGGACGUGUUCGCACGCAGGCCACUGGCAAGCCUGGUACGGCUCCUGGCGGACCCCUAUCUGCGCGAGCGGCGGCUCUGGGUCAGCGCGGCGCACGGACUGGAUCCGCUGGACGGAGCGCAGGGACAGAGCACGCGAUUUGGGGACUACGAAUGCGUCUCCGUGGACUGGCGGGCGGCGUUGAGACUCGCGGACCCGGAGGGCAGGGCGAGGAUCAUCGGCCUCGGGGGCGACGUGACCAACGCCCGAGGAAGAGGGUACGCGGCAGACGAGUACGAGGGUCCAUGA